Molecule: messenger RNA, 477 nt
Organism: Penicillium verhagenii
Lineage: Eukaryota; Fungi; Ascomycota; Eurotiomycetes; Eurotiales; Aspergillaceae
Exons: 2
Coding region: 1-477 (158 amino acids)
Source: RefSeq, a predicted model, not a curated record
AUGUCCUCCAAAUACCCCUACGCCCCCUACGACGAAUCCUACGAGCGACUCAUCCAGGACGUUAAAGAAAAACAAGCAAGAAGCAUGGCUACUAGUACUUUCUCGGUAAUCGCGGUUGCUUUCCAAAUGCACAAAACCACGGUGAUGCUCUGCCUGAAAACCGAUACAACACUCUCCGCGGCCAAGGAGCAACUUCACAAGGUCCUGCUUGGCCGUCGUAUGGAGGAAAUCAACGGUGUCCGGGUCUCCGCGCGCAGUUCCGAUAUCGACCUCGGCAAGGCUAUCAAUCCCAACGACCUGAGUCAGGGAUUCCAAAGCUUUGAUGACCAGGUGAACAGUACUCUCGCGGAUGUGGGCGUCCGACACCGUGGCCUCGUCGCUUUCCGCUUUUUGGACCCCGAUGCGGAACAACAAAUGCCAUUCGACGUGGUAGAUGUCUCUCUUGAUGAGGACGAAGAGCAGCGUUUGGCGCAGUGA